AUGAUCCAGCUUUCAUCUUUAGUGCUGAUCGCGGCUUUGGCUCUGGAAGCCAAUGCAGGAGUUACGGAUAAAUUGGUAGGCGCGAAAAUCGCGGACAUAGGUGAAUUUCCAUAUCAGGUCUCCUUGCGUCUCAGUGGUAGUCACUUUUGUGGAGGUUCUUUGAUUACCAAGAAACACGUUCUUACAGCUGCUCACUGUGUUGUCGCCGUAAAAAGUAGCUUGAGCAGAUUGUCUGCCGUCGUUGGCACCAAUAGUCUGUACAGUGGUGGAUCCACUUACAAAGUCAAAGCUCUAUCUUCGCAUCCAAACUAUGUGAAUAAAGUGACCCCUGACUGGUUGUACGAUAUUGGAGUGGUCACCGUGAGUAUAACCAGGAAAUUGAAUUGUUUUAUACAGCUUGCUUCUGAAGUUACACUGUCAAGUCGGGUGGCCUUAGUAAAACUGCCCAAAAAGGACGUCACUGUUGGGGACGAAGCUGUAGUCUCUGGAUGGGGAACAAUGGUCAGUCCUUCCACGCCACUGUCACAAAGUCUCCAAAAGUUAACCGUCAAAAUCAUCAGCUAUGAAAAUUGUCAGAAGUCUAUGCCUUCUUUUGCAAGAGUGCACCCAUCUCACGUCUGUACAUUCGUCAAAAGAGGCGCCGGUGCUUGCUCAGGAGAUAGCGGUGGUCCAUUGGUAGUAGACGGUGAAGUGGUUGGUGUUGUAUCUGGAGGAAUCCCUUGUGCUAUUGGUUAUCCAGACGUUUUUACAGAUGUCUACCAGUACCUGAGUUACGUGAAUAAGGUCAUAAAGUAAUAAACGACUUGGAUGGCUCUU
This is a messenger RNA of Nasonia vitripennis (jewel wasp), 816 nucleotides long. Its product is annotated as chymotrypsin-1. The transcript is spliced from 3 exons. Gene Ontology annotation, molecular function: serine-type endopeptidase activity. Gene Ontology annotation, biological process: proteolysis. The coding region runs from base 1 to 795 and encodes 264 amino acids. The record is from RefSeq and is a predicted model, not a curated record. Lineage: Eukaryota; Metazoa; Arthropoda; Insecta; Hymenoptera; Pteromalidae.